UUAUUUUCUGGGAUUAAUUUCUGCACAAAAAAUGAACAGCAAAAGUUUGCAGAUGAUGGAUUCCGUGCUGACGGAGCUGGGAUUAUGUCGGAAACAGAUUACCAGAGAAGAAAGCGUGUUUCGUGCAGUGUCUGAAAAGUUGUUUGGCAGCCAGUGUCACUAUGAUCGAGUCAAACUGCGAUGCAUCGAAUAUCUCAACAGACACUAUAAACAGUUUCAACAGUACAUCACUGAAUCAUUGAGUGAAAGAAUCAUGGCGCUGUCAGAUAGAAAGAUUUCACCAGGACAUUUGGAGAUGCUGGCCUUGUCUUGUUUUUACAAGCUUGACUUCAUCAUCUUUGACUCUGUGACCAAACAACAGUAUAGUCUCACUGAGAAUCAAUAUAACAAAAAGAUCUGUCUGUGCUAUGUGGAAGAUAAUCAUUAUGAUCUGAUCUACACAAAGGAAACCAUGCAAGCUGCAGCAGUGUGUCAGUCUGUGGUCUAUGAACUUCUCUACAAAGGAGUUUUCGGUUUGGAUUCAGAGCUAGAGGAAGCAACUUUAUUUUUGGAAGUUCAGAAAUUGUUGCCCAAAGAAAAUACAUUUCCAAGCUGUUUCCUGGAUAACGUCAUCUCCUCGUUGGGUCCAGAGAAAGUGGACACAUUACAGAAGCUGUGUGGACGCUCCUCGCCCCCUGUGCCAUACAGAGUUGCCAAAGCUCUGCACCCUGGUCUGUACAGGAACGUGGAGUUGGACAUUGUCCAGGAGCAGAAAAGAGAGGCUCGCCAUUUAAAUCUUGACAUAACAAAAGGAUUAUCCCCUGGAGACAAAUGCCAGGUAGUGUUUGAUGAAGGAGAUGGCCUCCCCUAUCAAGCACAUAUUCAAAGUCUAGACAACCCUCAAGGGACAGUACUCGUCUAUAUAGAGAAACUUGGAGUCAAGCGAACAGUGCCAGCCAGGUGUGUUCGCCCUCUACCGUUAAAUAUCUACGGUGAACAGUUGCCUGUAACUCAAGUCAAUGUAUUACCAUACUUAAAGAAAAACCGAAGGAAAAAGCACCCUACUAUUCCUGUGUUAUUUGAAGACGCCCCAUGCUCCUCAUUCACUAGUCAAAGUACUAGCAGUAGUGACAGCAUCGACCGCCACUCAGGUGUCCACCACUCAGACGUCCGUCACACGGCCCCAUCUAAUAGAUUGGACAGCAGCUCUAGCAACUUACACAGCACCCACAAAAGUUUUCAGCCCAUCGUCGUAGCCCCUUCCCAGAGCUCCCCAGUCUCGACAGUUGUGUCCCCUGCAGCCCUAACACCCAUCCCUCAUUCUCCUGGCGUCUACGCCUACCCGGGUGCCGUGAGCGCUGGACCCCAUGCUGUUCUAGACGAGAGGACACUCUUCUGUGGCGCAUCACUUGACCACUCAGCAGGACUGCCAGUCACUUGUAUCCCUCAAACUGCAGAUAGUGGCUACUGUCUAGUUCCUAGUGAUCCCUCUCAAUCCUAUUGCGUAAUGAGUACUGGCAGUGCCCCCCAGCAGGGGCCAGUGUAUUGGAUGCCUGCUAUGGUAGCAGUGCCUUAUGGAGCCAAUGUGGGGCAAGUCAACAUGGGCUGGACUCCUACUUACAACAGAGACAUAGCACCUGCAGACAUCAAUCUCUGUGAAUUAUUUUCAGGUCUUGAGUACUAUCAGAUGACAUCUCAAGGUCAGCCAGAGAUGACCUCAGGCACCAUGAUAAUGGACAACUACUCCAUGCCUCCCCCAGCCCCAGCAGUGACCCUCUGCAGUGAGACUGGCUUUGUUGGAGGAUACGGCGAGCUUCCAGCAGUGAGUGAUGUUCAUGUUACUAAGGAUAGCAGUUGUUCUCAGACUGAGACAGGAAGUAGUAGACGUUGCUAUGACAACACAGCACAUAAACACAAUGACAAGCCAGACAGUUACCCGGGUGUAAAAAUGAAUGGAGUUUCCGAGGGUCAGUUUAAAGUGUGUCAAAAAUCUGGCCAUGUUGGAGACACGUGCGACGAGGAGGAGAGUAAAGGUAAAGACAGUGAAGAUGGAAGUGAGGGGAUGGAUGUGGGCAGCGAUGGGGACAGCGGCUGCCCCAGUGAGUGUGCUGAUUUGUCCCCAGUCAGUGGUCCUGAUUUGUUCAGCUCCUCGGAACUGACUCACCCAGACAGUGCUGAGUCUGCCGCUGAGCUGACGGCAACAGAGAAGCCUCGAGGAAAACGUCGCUACUAUAUGUACGGCAAUCAUAAACUGGUCAAGCCGAUUAAAGAAAUACCGUUGCGCUUUCAGAUUCUGUUGGCGGAAACCAGUGCCGCCAAGGCCAGGUGUGAGGGACAACCUAUUUACAUGCAGCCCCUCUCACCGGGUCAACAUGACCUUGUUUACUAUCAAACUAAUGACAGCUCACAAACUCAGCUUAACGCUAAUGCUUCUUGCUUUAUACCUAAUCAAGAUGGUGGCGGGCUUGAUUCUACUACGCAAACUGCUUAUCUUCCUGAAUGUUUUACUGGUGUGAGUUCUUCUUUCUCCUCCCCGUGUACCAACCCAAGUAAUUUUACCCACACUGUGCAGCAUACUCCCAUGUUUCUCUCCCCCCUACCUCCUUCCUCAGCUCCCACUAGCACUCAGAACUGUUCGACUAUUAUUGUUUACUCCUCCCACUCAACAAGCGCCUCCUCACCUCCCAACCCUCCCCCCAUUAGAACCAUUACUGUUCCACCCCCUCCCUUCCCCCCUCCUUCCAAUAUGCCACCCCCUCCCUUAGAGCACCCUGUUUGUCUUACGUCUUCCGCCAAUCAGAACAUUUGUCUUAUUCCAUCCAAUCAAAACCCAGUAAAAUCAGAACAACAGUUUAAACCCCCCAGCUUUCCAGCACCUCCCGCUAAGUCUCUCGGCAUGUUGAGCGUCCCUCCCCCAAAUGUUCAGCACCCUUGCAACGCCUCUCCGCACUCCAUGACUCCCAGCAGCAUAGCUCCCUCCCAAAUGGCAUCUAAUAGUAUAGCUCCCUCUCCGAUGACAUCAUGCAAUAUGGCUGCAUCUUCGGGUAUUGUAAGUAGCUACGCAAACCCAACGUACAUCUCUGUCCAGCCCUCAGCAACAGUUCAUCCAAUGAGUGGCCCUGUCAUGCAGUCACAGCCUCCUCCCUACAGUUCGAUGGGUGGCCCCGUUCUACAAGCUCCUCCUUCUAACUACAGUCCUAUGGUUUCCUCCAAUCAAUACAUGUACAUCUACCCCUCUCCUCCUACAGGUCAACCAGCCUCUCCCCAUCAUUUGGUAUACAUGGUGAACCCUCCAGCACCGACCUACCAACAGCAAGGUGUUUUAGUGCCACUCAACUGUCCAGUGCCUGUCCAGUAGAGCUCUCCAAUGGGAGUUUCUCAAUCAGAUGUCUGUGUUAAAUUUGUUUGUUAUGAUAAAAUAUCUAAGACUAAUUUAUUUGUGCUCUAUCCACUGCAACUCAAAGAGAUUCAUAUUUUAAAACGGUUAUGACCUUAUACGAUUAAUCCAGCUCUCUUCCACCCCCCACCCCCAACUGCUGCUUGUAACCAUAGCAAUAUAAUCACAUGUACACUAUAAUCCUGGUGAUGGUUUUCAUCAAGUAUUUGAGUAGAAACUUUGCUUCUACCAUUACGUAUGCUAAAAUCUCAAAUUUCUCUUUACUACUAGAUAUAUUUAGAUGUCUUUAUUUCCUUUGUAAAGGAAUUUUAAACAAAGUAUGACAGUACUAACUUUGUCAGUCCCAAUCGUCUGUUCUAUGUUUUAUUUUUUUUUUUUUUUCCCUGCUUUUAAGUUUUUUUAAUGUCACUUUUGUUGGUUCCUCAUAGUUUUGCUCUAUGCUAUAUUUUAAUUGUUUGUUUUUUUGUCAUGGUUUACUGCUGAAUUUUCUAAUUGAUUUGAGAUUCUAAUUUUAACACAGUAGCAUCUAGUGUGAACGCAACCUUACAUAAAUACAUAUGUAUGUUUCAGAAGUAAUUCUCAUUAUGUUAUGAAGCCAAAUUGUUUCAGAAACAGAGAAAAAAAAUAAGAAUUUGGAAUUAAAAAACAUAUAUAUUCAUAUGUAGUGUGUAACUUUUGUUAACAUGUUAAUAAACUAAUCCAGGACCAUUUCAAUGGGUCUGAAUCAAUUCAGCUUUACAAGUAUCAGCAUUGUAACAUUAAAUGUGCCAUUCCUUUCCUUUGACUGUGGCUCCUAACAAGCCAGUUUGUACUGUGUGGCUCCUAACAAGCCAGUUUGUACUGUGUCGCUUCUAGCAGCCAGUCAUGUACUGCUUGGCUCCUAGCAGUCAGUCAUGUACUGUGUGGCUCCUAGCAGCCAGUCAUGUACUGUGUGGCUCCUAGCAGCCAGUCAUGUACUGUGUGGCUUCUAGCAGUCAGUCAUGUACUGUGUGGCUCCUAGCAGUCAGUCAUGUACUGUGUGGCUCCUAGCAGCCAGUCAUGUACUGUGUGGCUCCUAGCAGCCAGUCACAUACUGUACUGGCAGCUAGUGUAUAUUUAGUUGCUUGCUUCCUGGUGUCUGCACACUUGAUGUGUUCAUGCCUUACAUUCUGAAAGCAGGUUGUUUUUUUUCUGUUUACAUUUAUUUCUACAGCAAAUCUUGUUAACUAGUUCACAUUAAUCAUUGAAUGAUUCACCUAUAUCAUUGAUUGAUGCAUAAAUAUCAUUGAUUGAUGCAUAAAUAUCAUUGAUUUAUUCUCAUAUAUAGUUGAUUGAUUCAUAUAUAUAUAUAUAUAUAUCACUGAUUGUUCUCACAUUCAUGUUAUGAUAUAGUUCAGCUAUUUUCUGUUUUACUUUAAGCCUUUUUUAUUCUUUGAGGCUAGAAACUUUGUGAUUUAUUGAAACUUCAAAUCUUAAUUCUUCUUUUGUACAAUGCCAUUGACAAUGUUAAAGUGAGACUGCAAACUGAAAUGGACAAUGACAAAGUCAUUCCAGUAAUAGAUGGGGAAAUCAAGGCUGCAGGAUUUGUAUUGUUUGAUUUAGGAUAUUACAGAUUUGAACUAAUAGACUAUUUAUGCAAAAAAGAAAAAUUUCUUAUAAAUCUGUUAAAAAUUACUAUUUACUAUUUUAUUAAGUCGCCAUACAUGAAUUUUAGCUUCGUUCUCUAUUUUAAUUACCAUUUACUUUGAAACAAUGGUACUUUAAUUAACCUUAAUAGAUCAGUCUUCUGACAUUACUUUGAUCUCAGCUUGUGAGAGCUCAGAGACAUACAAAAUGCACAAGUCACGGUUUGUUGAUGUUGAGAUUUGAACAGUUUGAAUUUAGUCGUGAAACCAUACGGGAUCAAUAUUUAACUCUUUCUCUCCAUUAUUAUUUACCACAUUCUGAUGGAAUCAACGUUGGUAUUGUCAGUUAGGAGAGAAAGAGUGAACUGAUUUGUUGUUAAAGCUAUAAAUUGAGAAGAUUGUUUCUAGGUCCAAGAUUCUAAUGUCUCAUUUCAUGAACUUUUGGACUGACCUCUUCCCAAUCCCAUGUAUUUGUCUAUUCAGAUCAUAACACAAAAUGUCCAUAUGAACUUUUUGACUGAUCUCUUCCCAAUCCCAUGUAUUUGUCUAUUCAGAUCAUAACACAAAAUGUCCAUAUGAACUUUUGGACUGAUCUCUUCCCAAUCCCAUGUAUUUUUCUAUUCAGAUCAUAACACAAAAUGUCCAUAUGAACUUUUUGACUGAUCUCUUCCCAAUCCCAUGUAUUUGUCUAUUCAGAUCAUAACACAAAAUGUCCAUAUGAACUUUUGGACUGACCUCUUCCCAAUCCCAUGUAUUUUUCUAUUCAGAUCAUAACACAAAAUGUCCAUAUGGACUUUUGGACUGAUCUCUUCCCAAUCCCAUGUAUUUGUCUAUUCAGAUCAUAACUCAAAAUGUCCAUAUGAACUUUUUGACUGAUCUCUUCACAAUCCCAUGUAUUUGUCUAUUCAGAUCAUAACACAAAAUGUCCAUUCUGUAUUUGAUGUCCCAUUGUGACAUAGAAACGUUGAAGGAAAAUGUUCUGUCCCUAUGUGUCUGUAAACCAAGCUAGUCAUUCCAUGUAUUUAUUUCUAGUGCUCCAUAGACUGUACAUUCAGUCUUUUUGCUGACAGGAAGUCUUCCAUUUUGACCUGGUGACUUUUGUCACUCAAAACAGAUUGUAAACUACCCAAUUGUUUGAGAACUGUUGCCUGAGAGGGGUAUCACCCUUUGAGUUAGAACAAUUGAUGACAUGUUUGUUGUAUCAGUUUUAACUUUGUCUGAAAGCUGACCAUAUCACUUGGUCCUUUAGCAAAAGAAUGUAUUAUCAUCAUGUACAAUAUUUAUUUCAAGUUUUUACUUAAAUACCUUUGUGCAAAUGGAAUAUUUGUUUCACCUGUUCAAUUUUGUGUGUGAUUUUAUUUAGUGUUAAAUUUUUUGUGUGAUUUUAUUUAGUGUGAGAUAAUUAAAUGUCUCUUGCCCUAAGAAUAAACAUUUGCUAUAGAAAGCUUGGUCUAACCUGCAACAUCUAGUUAGCUUUUCUAGUACUCUCUAUAGAUUUUUAAGUGUCAUGCUAUUUAAGGUUAAAUGAUAUAAUUAAAUUAUAUAAAACCUUUUUUUUUUCUCUAUGUACAGUAGAGGAAAAAACAAACAAGAGCCAAAGCUUUGUUUUUUUAAGUGUUACCUUUCCCUUCUAUAGGAGCUGAGUUUAAUCUAUAAGUAGGAGCUGAGUUUAAUCUAUAAGUAGGAGCUCUCAUUAUCUCCCUAGGCUUAUUCACUUCAGUUAUUCAGUAUUUCAAAAAUCUCUAGUUUUAAAAUCCAUUUUAGCCAGUUAUUGUUUUACUGUAGUCUUGUUAUUUUUUAGUGCUGCACAUUGCCAGUGUGUGGUGCAUCUCAUGAUUGAGACUUACAUGCAACUGUGAAUCCAAGGAUUCAUCUAAUCAUUUUAUGUUCAGUCUAAUCAACUCAGACUCGGUGGUGAUACUACAAUCUGACUUUACUGUUGUAUAUAGUUCUUGAAUGGUUUUGUUUGGUUUGAGUUAAUGUUUGGCUGUUUUAGACAAUUUAUCUAUUUGUAAAAUGCAUUUUUUUUGUGUGAAUUCAAUUAACCAAACUCACAAAUGUUUACAUUGAAUGAUAAUUGAAUGUUAUGUUUCUGGACACAUUAAAUAACGCCAAAACAUUGACUCCAGUUUCAUCAUUGAACACUCUUGAGGUCAUGAAUAAUAUUGAGUGCAAGACAGAGCUGUUAUCCCUAGCCUUCUGGGUCACUAGACAAUCAAUGUUUGAAAGCUUCAAAGUCCCCAGUGUCUUAGUGCACUCUUUGAUGAAACAGGCUCAAUAUCCUCCUCUCACUAGCCUCUUCUUAUUCUUGUACAAAUGGUCAACUGAAAUCCAGAACUUAAAGCCUCCUCCCUAUCUGUUGAUCAUGUUUUAAAGUUCAAUAAACAUUUUUGUUGUUUUGUUUUUUAAAA
Biomphalaria glabrata is the source of this 7391-nucleotide messenger RNA. RefSeq lists its product as uncharacterized. Gene Ontology annotation, molecular function: cysteine-type deubiquitinase activity. The record is from RefSeq and is a predicted model, not a curated record. Lineage: Eukaryota; Metazoa; Mollusca; Gastropoda; Planorbidae. The coding region runs from base 32 to 3337 and encodes 1101 amino acids. Gene Ontology annotation, biological process: protein deubiquitination. The transcript is spliced from 18 exons.